ACCGCAGCUAUGAAUAUGCAAAUAUAUGCAAAAGAUUGUUUAUGGCUUUAGUGGCUAAUUAGAAAUGUGCAUUUGGGAGGGCUAUGCACCUCCGAAGCACAAACAGUGGUGCUAAGUUUGACUUGUCAAAAGUUUAUGAAGGUCAAAUGCGUCUUUUAUGCAUCCCUCCCGGCAGCAGCCAGCCACUCAGAGGGCUUCCACGCAGCUGCCACAGGCUGGCCAUUGGAGACGCUUCAUGCUGAGCAGCAAAAUGGCCGCCCGUCAACCGACUGACUCCACAGCGCUUUGAAAUUUAAAUUCUUCUGCACAUUAGGGUUUACACUAUUACAACAUUAGUACUUAUUUACGAACCAGUAGCUUGUUACGCGUGUGUUUUCAUCAUCUGCCACUUACUUGACUGUCCGCUCAGGCGUCGCUGUUCUUGUAGCCUCGACGAAUGCCUCAAAAAGCUAAAAAAAAAUCGCACUGAAGCACUUUAGCUAAGCUAGCUAGCACGCUAGCUUUUCUUCAUAUGUGAUUCCAGAGAAGAAAGGAGUAUUGGGACAGGAGCAGUAGUUCAUGGAAGACAAGAAAAGGAAAAAAGACGAAAAAAGGAAAAGGGAAGCCUCUCAGAAGGUCACAGAACAAAAAAACAAAGUGCCAGACUUGACCAAGCCGGCGUCUGCCCAGUCUCCUGCCACUCAGAGCAGCUCUGCCUCCCCCAGCCCUGGACCCACCCCCUCUGCCUCCCCAUCCCCAGCCACCUUGGGCACUGGCAGUGCUGCCACCCCGUCACAGGGCGGCAACAAUGCCAAGCGCCUGGCGGUGGCUAACGGACAGCCCACCUCCACCACCAUUUCUUCCUCCACCGCUGGCGGCCCCAGUGCUGCCGGAAACGGCAGUACAAGUAGCGGAGGCGGAGCCCAGGCGCCUCAGCAGCAACCUCGCUACAUGCCGAGAGAAGUGCCGCCGCGAUUCCGCUGCCAGCAGGACCAUAAAGUGCUACUGAAGAGGGGUCAGCCGCCACUGUCCUCCAUGCUGCUGGGAGGAGGAGGAGGAGGAGGAGGGGAUGGCCCCAAUGCAAACAUGGCUGCUGUCUCAGAUUCUGGUGCAGCUGCCUCCUCAUUGGCCCUCACCUCAUCAUCAGUUGCUGCUUCUACUACUACUUCUAAUUAUGCAAAUUCCAUGUGGGGGGCGAGCUCAGGCAGCCAGGCCUCCUCUCAGGGCAGGGAGAAGGUGAUUGUCGAUGGCAACGACCUGGAGGAGUGGCCUAGCAUCGCUGGCAGUGAUGGGGGAGGAGCUUCUUUCACCACCGCUGGAGGAGGCAGCAGCAACAACGGAAUGCCUGUGAAAAGCAUCAGUGCCUCUGGCAACCAAUCCUCACCCACUUCCUCGUUCUCUUUGCCCAAUGAAUGUAUGCAGUCGUCCAACGGUGUGGCGUGGGGGAUGGCUGCCUCCCAGGGUCAUCUUGGAGGAGGGAAUGCAGUAGCUGCAGCUGGGCCUCUGCUACAACAACCCUCCUCACUUUCCAAAGCCUCCACUGUGCCAGGGAGCCAUGAUGCCAGUGGCCCCGUUGACGGCAGCAGUGGGAUUCCAGGUGCCAACUUCAAUCCAAAUGCCAACCCUUCGGCCUGGCCUGCCCUGGUGCAGCAGGAUGGGCCCGCUGCUGCAGUAGAAGGAGGUCCGUCUUCCUUCCAUCACCAGGGCCCUGGAGGGUCUUUGUCUGCCAACAACUCUGCUUCCCUGGGCCUUGGGCUGGGAGGUGGGGCAGUCGGGGUGCUGGGGGGUCACCCACCUUUAUCUGUGAAUCAAUCAAGUACCCAUCAGCGGCAACUUCACCAAAUGCAAUCCAGAGACAGAGAGAUGGGAGGAGGGAAGUGGGACAGCGAAUCAGCGGGACCAAAAAUAGCAGGGGGAGAAGGGAUUGGGGGAGGAAUGGACCGUGGUGUGGGAGGAGGUGAGAUGAGUGUGGGAGACCACAGCCUUGCCUCCUCAUGGAGAGGCCAGUCUUCUUUCCCUGCAGCUAACUCCAAAACAGGAGCCUCAAGGACUGAUGGAUGGGAGGGUGGAGGAGGUGGCACAGGUGGAUUCGGAGCUGCUGAAGGGGAUAAUGGGACAUCGGGUUGGGGGUAUCCGAGUUCCACUAGUGGGGUUAAUGCUUGGGGCAGUUCUGGAACUGCAGGAAACGGUAGUCAAACCUCCGGGGUAUCUCAGGGAGGGUGGGGGUCAUCAGGAGUAGGAGGGGAGAGAGGAGUUUCUGGUGGUGAUUGGGGUAGUAGCUCCACUGGUAUUGGUGGUGCUAAUCCAGGAGGUGAGAGUAUGGGUGGAGCCUGCAGCAGUAACAGCAGCAGUAGUGGGGGCAGCACAGCUGGCAACCCCCCUGCCACCUCCACCUCUUCAUCAACAGCCACCACUAUGACCAGAGCUUGGGACAAUCAGAAGGGAGAGAGUGAAACAGGGGAAUGGGGUGCGGGAGUAGACGGACAGGGAGCACAGGGAGGAUCUUCAUCCAGUGGUGGAAAUUCCAGAAACAGCAGUCACAGUCGUCCUCGCCGCCCUUCACCUAAUGCUGAAGUUGCCUUACAGAACCUGCUCAGCCGGUCUGAUCUGGACCCUCGGGUCCUGUCCAACACAGGCUGGGGCCAAACACAAAUCCGACAAAACACGUCCUGGGACUUUGAAGAACAUGGAGGACAGAGUAAAGGUGGAUCAUCAUCAGCUACAUCAAAACACCCAGCUUCUCUUGGUGGUGGUUCUCAGUAUUCUGGUGGACCCAGGACUCUAAUCAAUGAUUCUUUGGGUCCAGGGGUCAAUCCGUCCCUGGUUCCAUCUGCUGGGUCCUCCGGAGAGGGCUGGGAGAGCAGCAGCAACAGUAGCAGUAGUGGGGCCUCUCUGUCUGGGAGAGCCCCACCACCUUCAGGCCCCAACAUGAGAAAUCUUGGCGUCUCACAAUCUGGGCCAGUGACCACAACGGGACCUGGUAUGGGGUCAGGGGUAAUGCCAGGACAUAGCCAGCAGGGGAAGGCUACAGGCUGGGGUGGAGGAGGAAUGGGUGUUGGGGACGGCCAGCAGGCCAAGGGUUGGGGGACUGAGGAAUGGAGAGACAGUAGUAGAGGAGGAAAUGGUGGAGGAUGGGGUGAUCAUGGGCAACAGAACGACCUAGCGAGUGGAGGCUGGGGAGGAAAUCAGGAGGAGAAAGGGACAGGGGGAUGGAAAGAAAUGGGAGGAAAUGGAGGAGGAGGUGGGUGGGGAUCAGGACAGAAGGCUGGGGCAGGUAGGGACUGGGGAGAGCAACAGUCCAAAUCAAAUAGUGGAGGAGGGGGAUGGGAGGAUGAGAGGAAGAACGGAGGAGGAAACUCAGGUGGGGAUUCAGGUGUGGGUGGUUGGGGGAGCUGGGAUGAUGGUGCUCCCCGCAGAACCUGGGGAGCAGGGGGCACAGGGGGAGGAGGCAGUGGAGGAGGGGGGAUGGGUGUUGUUGGGGGCAUGGGGUCCAAAUCCCAUCAAAGUUGGAGUGGAGGAAACAAAAUGCACCAGAUGCCAAACAGCCAGUCGGGCUCCAUCACAGGCCCGCAGGCACAACUGCAACAGCAACAAUCACAGCCCCGCAAUCAGCAUCCACAGCGACAGCAAGCAUUGGACCAAGGGGCUAUGCAAGGGGGCGGGGGGAGGAAACCUCAAGCCCAGAAUCAGAACCAAAGCUCAGGCUGGACCUCGGGGCCCAUCCCUGGUGGCUCCGUAGGAUGUGGAAGUGGAUCUGAACCAAGUGGCUGGGAGGAGCCCUCGCCACAGUCUAUAAGCAGGAAGAAUGAGAUAGAUGAUGGAACAUCAGCAUGGGGAGACCCAACCCAUUACAACUACAAGCCGGUCAACCUGUGGGAUAAAAACAGCACCCCUGCUGGCCAGCAGCCUCCGGCCCAGACUCAGGCGCAACAGCAGCAACAGCAACAGCAGCAGCAGCAGCAGCAGCAGGCACCUCCAAUACAGCAGCAGCCUAGCAGGCAGGCUGCAGGGCUCGGAGGUAACAGAGACUUUAACACUGGCCAUGGACCUGGAAAAACUUCAGCUAUUAGUCCUUCGGGUUGGGGUGGUACUUCUCCAACUAGUCCUACAGUAGACAAUGGCACGGCAGCUUGGGGAAAGCCCACUGAUGCCCCUACAGGCUGGGGAGACCCUGACGAUGCUGGAGGGAAGACAACGGGCUGGGGAAACCCUUCUCCCAACCCCAUCAAAUCUAGUUCAAAGUCUAUGCAAGAUGGCUGGGGGGACAAAGAGGGCUCUGUGGCUGCCUCGCGCCACUCAAGCUGGGAGGACGAGGAGGAGGGAGGCGGCAUGUGGAACAGCGCCGGCUCCCAGGGAAGCGGCUCGUCUUGGGGACAGGGAAGCAAUGGGGGCUGGGGACAGAGCCACCCUGGGAAGAAGCCCAGCAACAAGGUUCCACUGAAGCCUGGCGGAGGAGACUCGUGGAUGAGCCCCAUCAACAGACAGUUCUCUAACAUGGGACUGCUGAACGAUGAUCCAAGUGGUCCAAACAUUGACCUGGCUCCAGGAUCCCUCCAGGAGAAGAAGAUGGAUGCGGAGAAAAGAGGCAUGGGGAUGGGGAUGGGUAUGAACGAUUAUAAUGGAGACAUGAGGAAGGGAGGAAGAGGAGGAGGAGGGAUGGCUUAUCGUCCACCUGGUUCCAAAGAGGCAGCACCUGGGGAUGCUGGGUCCUACUAUGAUAAGACCUUGCCUUUGACCAAUCAGGAUUGGUGCCUUGGGGAGGAGGGUCCUUGCUCUCUGUACUCACCACCCACUGUCUACAAGCCCCAUUCCCUCUUCAACCACACUAUUCCCUUUAGACAAGGCGGUCACAGUAUCUUUGGCAGUGGUGGAGGGAUGGCUCAGUCAAGACACCAGCCAAGUGUCCCACCCAUAAAUCAGUCCCCAGGGAUACGAGCGCAAGUGCCUCAUCAGUUCCUGUCACCUCAGGUGCCAGGCUCCGUGCUGAAGCAGAUGCCCCCUCCCAGCGGGAGCGUGGGGGGUGUUGGCGGCGUGGGAGGAGUGGCAGGAGUCGGGGGAAGUGUGUUCCCUGCACAGCUGUCCCCCCAGCAUAUUGCCAUGCUCAGCAGCAUCUAUCCACCUCACAUCCAGUUUCAGCUGGCUUGUCAGCUCCUGCUCCAGCAGCAGCAGCCACAACAGCAGCAACAGCAGCUACUGCAAAACCAGAGGAAGUUCACACCAAACGUGCGGCAGCAGCCUGACCCUCAUCAGCUGGCCAGAAUCAUGGCGGUGCUCCAGCAGCAGAGGCAGCAGCAGCAGGUCGGGGGUUUAGGUGGCAGCUCCAAACUCUCCCCCUCGCACCAUGGUGGAGGUGGCGGAGGGGGUCCCAAACUGCCUGGGGCUGAUCCCCUGCCCCAUCCAGGCCUGGCAGGAUCUGUGGCUGACCUGCAUCAGAAAACUCUCGGACCAUAUUCCGGGUUUAGUUCUGGGGUGAACCUGCCAGGUUUGGACCUGGGUGGCUCUGUAGUGGGGGGGCCUGGGGGCAUGAAGGACCUUGGGAUUCAGCAGUCCCGCUUCAAAUGGAUGAUGGAGGGACACUCUUCUCCAGACACCUCCUCACCUGAGAACGCAUUCCACAAAAAUGGUCCUGUCACCCCCAUGAAGAUGCCAGGGGGCUCGCCCUACUCUCAGUACGACAUGAUGGUUGGAGACGGGCUGGGCGACAACUGGCAUCGCACCCCUGGCAACAAGAUGGGUGCCAAGCCUCCCACCACGGCCAGCUGGCCCCCUGAGUUCCAGCCUGGUGUGCCCUGGAAGGGAAUCGAUCGUGUCGACCCUGAAUCUGACCCUUACAUGACCCCAGGAAGCAUGAUGGGAAAUGCAGUGUCCCCCAACCUCAAUGAUACUGAGCACCAGUUGUUACAAGACAAUACUGAUUCCACCCCUCCCCUCAACACCUUGCUGCCUUCACCUGGUGCCUGGCCCUACAGUGCCUCAGACAGUCCCCUCAACAACGCACACAACUCAGCAAAGUACACAGACUACAAGACCAGCUGGCCCCCAGAGCCCAUCGGACACAAGUCUUGGAAAGCUAACCGCGGCAGCAGCCAGAACCAGCUGUCCCGCCCACCUCCAGGACUAGCCAGUCAAAAGCAGCCAUCGCCUUCCCCUUGGUCCGGAGGAGCCCCUCGAUUGGCUGGCCGGGGCUGGGGCGGCGGCUCGAGCACCACUGCCUCGACCUGGAGUGAUGGCAGCUCUCGGGAAAGCUGCUGGUUGGUGCUCAGCAACCUCACACCACAGAUUGAUGGCUCUACUCUGAGGACCAUCUGCAUGCAGCAUGGCCCUCUGCUGACCUUUCACCUUGGCCUGACCCAGGGCACCGCUCUGAUUCGCUACGGCUCCAAACAGGAGGCAGCCAAGGCCCAAAGUGCACUCCACAUGUGUGUUCUGGGUAACACCACCAUCUUGGCGGAGUUUGUGAGCGAGGACGAUGUGGCUCGCUACAUUGCACAUUCCCAGGCAGGAGGAGCAGGGAGCGGAGGAACCACAGCUGGCUCUACAGGCUCCGGGCCUACAGCAUCCUCCACAGUGGGGGCCAACAGCAGUGGAGGGAGCUGCGAGCGAGCCGGAGCAGGAGGCAGCAGCGGGGGAGGAGGAGUAGAAGGAGGUUCCACAACUGGAGGAACAGGAAAUGGAGGAGGCGGGCCUUCCAGCUCUGGGUGGCAGAGUCUGGACAGCACAGGCAGCUCAUCGGACCAGUCUGCCACCCAGGGGCCCGAGCUGGGAAUCUUCACCCAGUGGAGCAGCAAUGGAACCGGGGUGGGCGGGGCUGGAGGUGUGGGGGCCGGAAGGCAGGGCCUGUGGGGGGGGAUGGGUGGGAUGAGCGGGGCGGGGUACCCCAGCAGUAGCCUCUGGGGUUCCCCGGCACUUGAGGAUCGUCACCAGAUGGGCAGCCCCGCCUCACUGCUGCCAGGGGACCUGCUGGGCGGGGGGACUGACUCCAUCUAAGGGGCCGACUGACACACAUAUAUUUUACACCCAAGUUGUAAUACAUAUGUCACACUCUGUAUUUAUUUACACGUAGAGAGAUGACAUGAAUUAAAGCUACACUGGUUACCCAACAUGCAGACACUCAACAUUCAUACUACACACAGGCUACAUGCACACAUUAUUCUCACACAUACACAUUAAACCGCUUAACUUUAAAUGAAGACAACAGUAAAACUUGAACCGGGGAAAAAGGUGAAAUCCAUUAAACUCUUUAGGACUCAACUGGAUAGCUCUUUGUCUUUUUACUUCAAAUCCCACCAUCUGCAUUCAGAGACCCGAUCACUCAGGCAUGCACUGUAGACAGGCUCAGCCAGAGUCGUACAUGUCAACAAGUUUAGCUAUUGCUGUUUUUAGUGUGCCACAAUUUAUUUUCUUUUGUAUUACUAUUUAAUGGUCGAAUCUCAAAAAUUCAGACUUGCAGACUGAGCCCUCAUAGACCUGGCUGGCGUACUUCUAAGUUCUCACGUUUGGAAGCUUGAGAGUGGGGAAGGAUCUGGAGUUUGUAGAAAAUUUGGGACAGCGCCACACUACUGAGUCAAAUGGAUGAUCAGCAACCUUUUGAGAUCUGGAAAAGGAGAGCGUUUCUAGUAGGUACCGACACCUCUACCUUGGUGGAAAUAUGCCAUCAACAUGGGACCCAGGGUAAAAAAAAAAAGAAAAAUCAAACAGAAACAACAUUAGCCAAACUUGCACUAUAUGCCUCUGGGUUUGUUGUUGACACAUCCUCCACAAAUCCCUCCAUUUUUGAAACAGAGCUACAACACAACUACACAGACCUUACAGGACAACUAAAUGUUACAACAGCAGUGGCCUUGGCUAACAACCAGCGGCCGCCCGCCCGCCAUGUCAGCAGCCUUCACACCUUCUCAUCAGUUACACACUGCUCUUAUAUUUGACAAGCAAAAUUGUAUCUCCUUGUUGAUGUACGUCGGUUGUUUAUCAUUUUCUUCUGUUUUAAAAGAAAAGAGAAAUGUGUGAAACUUUGUGGAAAAUUCAGAGAUGUCCUUUUUUUUGCCCUUCAAACACUGACCUCGCUAUUGUAUUUUUUCUUACUCAAGAAAUCAAGUUGGUUAUUAUAUAUUGUCAUGAUGUUAAUGAUGACUAUGAUCACUUAUUUACUCGCUGUACAAGGUGCCCUCCUGCCUGCCUGUGUGUGCAUGAAAGGAGUGAUGACAGUAUGACCGAAUGGAGGAGGAUGUGAUGAAGAUAAUGAUGACGAUGAUAUCGGGAGUGUCUGUGUUAAUUGCUACAAUGUUGAAUGUUUUUUUGUUUCUUUUUCUUGUCCAUGAGAGAUUCAUGAGAUGUGUGUGUGCGUGUGUGUGUGUGUGUGUGUGUGUGUGUGUGUGUGUGUGCUUGCUUUUGAACACUUAUCUGCUCCAGUCAGGGAAGUGAAUAGAUGUUAAUCUGACAGCUUACAUUUGAGAGAAAGGGUGCGUGUGUGGAUGUGUACACAUGUUUGCGUGCUUGACUGUCUGGAUAUUGUGAUAGCUAAAAAGUUCAAAAACAUUGGCACUAUUGCAUAUGUCUCUUAAGUUGUGUUUUUUAGCAGCGUUUUGUUCCUGUUUGUAUUUUUUUUUUCUGCCAAAUGCAAUAAGAGAAUAUUAUGUUUUUAAGACAAAGCAACCAACUGAAGGCAUUUCUAUAAAGAUGCCAAAUCCUACCAUACCAAGCUGAGCUGGAACAGUGUUUUACAGACACGUUAAAGACAUUACCUGUUAUGUUUUACUGUUUGUUUUUUUGUUAUUAUGUAUCAAUUUAAAUUAAGUCAGUCUUUAUUAUCACUCCUGUUCAGGAUGUUUUCAUUUAUUUCAGAUGUUACAAAAGGAGAGGAAAUUAAUUUAAAGCAGAAAAGAACAAGAUAAUAAAGGUUGAAUUGAA
Molecule: messenger RNA, 8886 nt
Organism: Epinephelus fuscoguttatus (brown-marbled grouper)
Lineage: Eukaryota; Metazoa; Chordata; Actinopteri; Perciformes; Serranidae
Gene: tnrc6ba
Product: trinucleotide repeat containing adaptor 6Ba
Exons: 22
Coding region: 559-6966 (2135 amino acids)
Biological process (GO): positive regulation of nuclear-transcribed mRNA poly(A) tail shortening; miRNA-mediated post-transcriptional gene silencing
Cellular component (GO): P-body; nucleoplasm
Molecular function (GO): nucleic acid binding
Source: RefSeq, a predicted model, not a curated record